Trifolium pratense (red clover) is the source of this 386-nucleotide messenger RNA. RefSeq names its product proteinase inhibitor PSI-1.2-like. NCBI's taxonomy places the organism in Eukaryota, Viridiplantae, Streptophyta, Magnoliopsida, Fabales, Fabaceae. Gene Ontology annotation, molecular function: serine-type endopeptidase inhibitor activity. The transcript has 2 exons. Bases 11 to 247 code for a protein of 78 amino acids. The record is from RefSeq and is a predicted model, not a curated record.
GCAAAGAAAUAUGGCUUUAAAGGUUGAGACUAUCCUUCUUGUCUUCAUUUGUGGUGCAAUUAUUUUAGGAGGCAAUCUAAAAAUUGUUGAUGGUAAAGUUUGCCCUCUAAUAUGCUAUGAUUCAGCAUACAUGACCUGCCCUUCUUCAGGUGAUCAACACCUCAGUCCACUGUGCAAUUGUUGUCUUGCAUCAACUGGUUGUACACUUUACAGUGGAGAUGGAACUCCUAUUUGUACUUCUAAUUAAAAUAUUGAUGUGAAUUUCUUUUCACAUACACAAAAAUCAGUCUUCUACAUGUUGUAAUAUAUGUGUGAUAAAAAAUAAAUUGUAAUAUGGAAAUAAAAAAAAUUAAUAUAAGCUUAAACUUCAUGCUUUGUGUCUUUAA